Molecule: messenger RNA, 741 nt
Organism: Closterium sp. Naga37s-1
Lineage: Eukaryota; Viridiplantae; Streptophyta; Zygnematophyceae; Desmidiales; Closteriaceae
Source: the annotation of a GenBank genome assembly
AUGGCGAUUUGGAUUCCUCAUGGAUUCUUCUGCGGAUGCGCGCCUACUCUCACUCACCUCCUCACGCGCUAUCCAGCUCCCUCGUCCCUCCCCCACCCCCUUCUCCCUCCGCUAGAACACGCGCGCCUGCACCUGAUUCCCCCAUUCACUCCCGCUCCCCCCUUCUCCCCCUCUUCCCCCCUCCCCCUGCUCCUUCCUCCGCGUCGUCCCCCCAGCCGCGGCGCCAUCCGCGCGGUACCUCGCCAUCGGGAAUUGCCUGAGCUGAGCAAAGCGCGCCUCCACCUGGCUCCCCCUGUUCCCCUUUCCCCCUCUCCUCCGCCAGCCGCGGCGCCAUCCGCGCGGUACCUCGCCGUCGGGAAUCUCUGGGAGCAGCUGAGCAAGGCGCGCCUCCACCUGGCGGAAGCCAUGGCUCUCGCGCGCCACUGGGGGCGCACGCUCGUGCUGCCACGUGUGCGCAGCAGCCGCAUCGGCGGCAACAACCCGCCACGUGGCAUGCUCUGCUUCCCGCGUGCGCGUUCUUUGACCCGCUGUGACGACCGCGCGUGGCUGCGCUGGGUGCCUCCGCGAGCAGAGCUGGCCGUGCUCGUGCAGUUCACCCACCCACACCGUGUGCCUGCUACCGCUGUCUCUCUGCAUCUGCUCUUCUCACGCCUCUCUCUGGUCCGUUCCCUUCCCAAGCUCGUUCAUGCUGUGCCAGGAACCCUUUCCCAGAUACUUGGUGUGCGGGGGGGUGGUGCUUGA